AGGGAUUUUCAGUAAUGUGCAGUGCAGUCGCGUUAUUAACAGGAGCGCGAGGGCAGCUGCAAACGCGUCCCUCACGCGCAGCUGCUCUACGAACCUCAAAACACUGAUCGCGAAGGAGCUGAAAACGCAUCCCGACUCGUGGGAUCAUCGUCCCCGCUAUCUCGCUCAUCCUCACAGGCGCAUCCAGCCGACAUGGCCUCAUCCGUGAGCGGCGCGGAGGAAGUGCGCGUGUCGGCGUUGACGCCCCUGAAGUUGGUGGGUCUGGUGUGCGUUUUCCUCGCGCUGUGCCUGGAUGUCGGGGCCGUGCUGAGUCCGGCGUGGGUCACCGCGGAUGACCAGUACCACCUGUCCCUAUGGGAGUCGUGCUGGAAGCCCGUAGCUUCUGAGACCUGGCGGUGCAGCAGCACGCUGGGGACCGAUUGGCAGAUUGCCACACUCGCUUUGUUGUUGGGUGGAGCGUUCCUUAUCCUCCUUUCCUUCCUGGUGGCUCUCGUGUCUGUAUGCAUUCGCUCCAGAAGACGUUUCUACCGACCGGUGGCAAUUAUGCUCUUUGCUGCAGUGGUUCUGCAAGCCUGCUGUCUGGUGCUGUAUCCCAUUAAGUUCAUCGAGACCAUCAGUUUGAAAAUAUACCACGAAUUUAACUGGGGGUACGGUCUGGCCUGGGGAGCCACCAUCUUCUCUUUCGGAGGAGCGAUUCUCUACUGCCUGAACCCCAAAGACUAUGAAGAUUACUAUUAGAAUACCCACGAUGCACUUCAACGUCCACUUCACUGUUGUUAUCGUAGCAGCUUGUGCACUGAACAUUCAUUAUUUUUGCGGACCUGAACUUGAAUUUCCAAAUACAGAGUGCAGAAAAAUGGCAAGCUGUUAGAUACAGAUGAAAUUCACCAAUCUCCUUUAUUCUUAUCCCUUUCCAUCAGCCAAUAAUAAUGCAAUUAAACCCCAUCAUGAAGAUCGUAUUCUUUUUUUAGUCUGUCAUUAUGAUCAAAUCGCUUUUCUUAAGUCAUAUAGGAUGAGCGUCCGACUCCAGAUGUCAGGCUCUUAUGUUCGCAGGAAUACUGCCAGUGAGCGAUACGAUCAGUAGGGAAACCUCCAUCUGUUACGGGAUCUAAAAUUAUUCUGGCAGAGAAUCAGCAUCCUUAUUGACAGAAUUAUGUAAAUUACAAAGGCAAAAUGAAACUCUUAUGGAAUCAUAAAAUGAUAUUAGCAAAUGCACACUGUGGAAAAAAACAAGACUUCUGGUGGGCACCAAGAUGACAGAUGUUACAUUUGCAUGGGCCGGCAGCCAAACAUAAGUUAUCACAGUGAAGAUGGUCAGGACAUAAAGCAAUAGAUCACUUCACAAAGCAUAACCAUUCUUAUGAAACUGAUGUUGAGCACAGAUACGGUACACAUCACAUAUACUAUUACUUUCUCUACAUCAAAGCCUGCAUCUCUCAUUUUCAGUUUAUAAGGGAUUUAGUGAAAGAUACUUUACAUUGUAGUAAAAUCUAGGUCCUGUGGUGUAACCAAGCCUUGCAUAUAGACUAGUUUUUGACUGAGAUCUGAAUGAUCAUAGUCUUAUUUUUGCAUAUGUAUCCAUACAGGUAGUUUAAGACAGACUGUACGGUUGUUUCGUAGCACAGUCAAUCUAUUGUGUGCACGUUAGUGUGUAUGAAUGAAGUUAUGAUUUUUGAGCGAUUGUGUGACUUCUGUUGGGAUUUUUCUGUCCCGAAUGCAGUUGUGACAUUCUGUACUAAUUUAUAUACUAACCAAUAAACAGGUAAAAAGAA
This is a messenger RNA of Misgurnus anguillicaudatus (oriental weatherfish), 1772 nucleotides long. RefSeq names its product transmembrane protein 47 (gene tmem47). Gene Ontology annotation, cellular component: cell-cell junction; membrane. Gene Ontology annotation, biological process: cell-cell adhesion. Lineage: Eukaryota; Metazoa; Chordata; Actinopteri; Cypriniformes; Cobitidae. The record is from RefSeq and is a predicted model, not a curated record.